AUGGUUAGCUUAAUUAUAGGAGAUUGGAUUGAAGAGGGUUAUUCAUCUAUAGUGCAAGGAAAAGAAGACAAAAGUGAAGCAUCAUUAGUGCCAUGUAUUACGAAUGACGCGGGAGAAAAUGUUACUCCAAAGCCACUCUUUCCUGUAUUUGUUGGAGAAACUGGAUUAGAUUCUGAGUUCCUCGUGGAAUAUUUGGAAGUAAUUGAAAAUUGCUUUCGAUCUGGGAAAAAUGUUCUCGAUUGUGAAUCUAGUUUCUUAAAGCGAUUUAAGAAAACUUUAUAUGUUACUGAAAAAGCCUUAAAUUACAACACUUAUAAAAAAAGUAUAUUAUCUUACAACGGAUAUGAAACACAGCUUGAAGAUAUAAUGAUGGAUUCUAGUUCAAGUGCAUUUAAAGACGGAAAUGAAAGUGAUGAAUAUUCUUCAAAUUCAAACAUUAAAUUGCACCUACUGUUUUAUUUGGAAAAAAUCAACCAUAACUACAAAGUAACUUGUAUGGAAUGCAGCUCAUCCAAUGACUGCAUAUUUGUUGCAGGUUAUGGAGCAGUUCCUGAAAAAGAAACUUUGGUUGAACCAAAAGGCUUUAUUUUAUGUUGGAAUAUUCAUAAAAGUGGAUAUCCAGAACGAAUAUACCACACUGAUGAAAGUGUCAGUUGUAUAGAAAUAUCGAAAAAGUGUCCAUAUCUGAUUGCGGUUGGCAUGAGACAUGGUCUUGUAGCAUUGUAUGAUCUACGUGAGCAGGAGAAACUCACAAAAGUAGACAAUCGCAGUUCACCAGUAAGACCGAUUGGCACAAUUACUAGUGUUUGUUGGAUGGAAAAACAACAAACAGGAGAUAGACAGGCGGCAGUAAUUUUAUCAUCAUCAAAAGAUGGCGUCAUUUGUUAUUGGACUGUUGAACAAGUUCUGGAAGGACAAGUCUUUCGACACAUAAAAAGAGGUUCAACUUCAUCCAAAGAAAAAGAAAGAAAGUACCUAAUUGCAAUAGAUGCGGCUGCUUGGGGCAUGCAAAUGAGACCAGACCUUAAAGGGGUCUUUACUAUUGCAACUGCUGAAGGUCAAGUACUUGUAGCAGAUUGCAAUGAUCCAGUAAUAUAUAUUAAGGUAUAUGACUGCCACAACGGGCCCGUCUUUGAUUUACAAUGGUCACCUCUUGCUAAUGAUGUUUUCAUGACCUGUAGCACUGAUCAAACUGUUUGCAUAUGGCAAUGGGAUAAACCAUCCCCAGUCAAAACUCUCAAGCUUUCAGAUGCAGUGCUGAAAAUAGCUUGGUCUAAUGUCACAUCAACAUUAUUUUUGGUCAUGAUGAGAAUGAAAAUUCAAAUUUUUAAUUUGUCUCAAGAUUUACAUGAACCAAUAGCUCAAGUGUUUGCCCCAGAAGGAGUUUCUUUUACAUACAUUACGUUUUGCAAGCAAAAUAAUUGGUUUCUCGUAGGUAAAUCAAGUGGUGAUAUUGUUUUGUAUGAACUUGUGGGCAUCACAUUGACUAAUGAGAAUCAAAUUCUUGAACUAAAAUCAACUUUUCUUCCCGAUUUAUAA
Messenger RNA from Uloborus diversus, 1539 nucleotides. RefSeq names its product dynein axonemal intermediate chain 4-like. The record is from RefSeq and is a predicted model, not a curated record. Gene Ontology annotation, molecular function: dynein heavy chain binding; dynein light chain binding. Lineage: Eukaryota; Metazoa; Arthropoda; Arachnida; Araneae; Uloboridae. Gene Ontology annotation, biological process: cilium movement. The transcript has 2 exons. Gene Ontology annotation, cellular component: axonemal dynein complex. The coding region runs from base 1 to 1539 and encodes 512 amino acids.